This is a messenger RNA of Felis catus (domestic cat), 1481 nucleotides long. It is a transcript of the gene PARP11, whose product is annotated as poly(ADP-ribose) polymerase family member 11. The record is from RefSeq and is a predicted model, not a curated record. Gene Ontology annotation, molecular function: NAD+ poly-ADP-ribosyltransferase activity. Lineage: Eukaryota; Metazoa; Chordata; Mammalia; Carnivora; Felidae. The transcript has 9 exons. The coding region runs from base 330 to 1325 and encodes 331 amino acids.
CCGGUUCGGGCGGAAGUCGGGAGGGUCGGUGGUCCGAAGACGCUGGCUUGUGACAGGGCGGGGUAGAAGGAAGGCCUACAUAAAGGUUGCCUCUCCAUCCCUUCGCUCCCGGGAACCCUCGGAAAAAACCCAACACCCCGGUCCCGCGGCUAGCCCCUUCCCCCAGGCUCUCUCCGCUCGAUUUCGCCACCGUUAUGUGGGAAGCGAAUCCGCAGCCAAUCCACUUUAAAACAUGAAGGAAAAAUCCAGAAAAUAAUCGUAAAGCAUUCCUUGGAGAAGUUUCCAAACAUGAAUAAAAAAUAACAAGCCCCCUUCAUUGAGCUCAGGAGAUGUUUCACAAAGCAGAAGAAUUUUUACCCGGAACGGCAAAUAGUGAGAUGGAUGAGAUGGACACGUCAGACACCCAGUGGGGCUGGUUUUACUUGGCGGAGUGCGGGAAGUGGCACAUGUUUCAGCCGGACACCAACAUUCAGUGUACAGUUAGCAGUGAAGAUAUCGAAAAAAGCUUCAAAACAAACCCUUGUGGCGCCAUUUCUUUUACUACUUCCAAAUUCAGCUACAAGAUAGACUUUGCAGAAAUGAAGCAAAUGAAUCUCAUCACUGGAAAACAGCGCUUAAUAAAAAGAGCCCCCUUUUCUAUCAGUGCUUUCAGUUAUAUAUGUGAAAACGAGGCUAUCCCCAUGCCCCCGCACUGGGAGAACGUGAACACUGACGUGCCCUAUCAGCUUAUUCCUUUGCACAAUCAAACACAUGAGUAUAAUGAAGUUGCUAGUCUCUUUGGGAAAACAAUGGAUCGCCACAGAAUUAAAAGAAUUCAGAGAAUUCAAAAUCUGGACUUGUGGGAGUUCUUCUGCAGGAAAAAGGCUCAGCUCAAGAAAAAACGAGGCGUGCCUCAGAUUAAUGAACAGAUGCUCUUUCAUGGUACCAGCAGUGAAUUUGUGGAAGCAAUUUGCAUUCAUAACUUCGAUUGGAGAAUAAAUGGUAUACAUGGUGCUGUCUUUGGGAAAGGAACCUAUUUUGCUAGAGAUGCUGCUUACUCCAGUCGCUUCUGCAAAGAUGACAUAAAGCACGGAAACACAUUCCAAAUUCAUGGCGUCAGCCUGCAACAGCGGCAUCUGUUCAGAACGUAUAAAUCUAUGUUUCUUGCUCGAGUGCUAAUUGGGGAUUACAUAAACGGAGACUCCAAAUACAUGCGGCCUCCUUCCAAGGACGGGAGCUAUGUGAAUUUAUACGACAGCUGUGUGGAUGAUACCUGGAACCCAAAGAUCUUUGUGGUGUUUGACGCCAACCAGAUCUACCCUGAGUACUUGAUAGAUUUUUAUUGAUUUCACUUCCAAAUCUCAGUGGUCAAGGAAGUUCUAGUCUGUUUUGCAGGAAGAUUUGCUCUCCUGUCAUCUAGCCACUAAAUGUUCACUAUCUGAUACUUUUGAAACAGAUAUGGAAAAAAGUGGCGUCCAUAUAAAAAGGCAUACUGACUUGAA